AUGCCCGUCCUCCAGACCAAGAUCGAGGGCCGCGGUAACGGUAUCAAGACUGUCGUCCCCAACAUGGAGGACGUUGCGCGUGCUCUGAACCGUCCCCCCAGCUACCCGACCAAGUUCUUCGGUACCGAGCUCGGUGCCCAGACCACCAUGGCCAACGACCGUUACAUUGUCAACGGCGCGCACCAGGCCGACCGCCUCCGCGAGCUGCUUGACUCGUUCAUCGACAAGUUCGUUCUGUGCGCCUCGUGCAAGAACCCCGAGACUGAGCUCGUCAUCACGGGCAAGGGCCGCAACGAGGACAUUCACCGUGACUGCAAGGCUUGCGGUGCCCACACUGGCAUCGACAUGCGCCACAAGCUCACCACCUUCAUCCUGAACAACCGCCCCAAGGACGGCAAGAAGGGAGGCAAGAAGGGCAUGACUGCCGAGGCCAACGUCGGUGGUCCCAUGGUCUUUGACGAGAAGGAGGGCUCUGACGAGGGCGACGCCGGCAUGGGUUCUGGUGCCAUCGGUAUGGACGCCAUCAUUGGCCGUGGUGCCGACCCCGUCCUGAGCAACCCCGACGCCAUCUGCGGCAAGGUCAAGGACCUCGACCUGGAUGACGACGAGGACGACGCCGACUCGCCUUACGGCCAGCUCGGUCUCUGGCUCGAGGAGAACCGCUCGGCCUCGGACGCCGACAUCAUUGCCAAGAUCAAGGAGCUCGAGAUUGUCGGCAAGCACAAGGCGCUCAUCCCCAUUGGCGCCAAGCUCUUCACCGACAAGGGUGUCGUCACCGAGAUCCCCGAGCGCGCCUCGCUCCUGCAGGCCCUGGUCACUGGCGAGAAGCACCAGAAGUCGCUCCUCGGCGGUAUCGAGAAGCUCGUCGGCCUCUCGGACGAUGUCGACGACCUCAUCGCCCAGGGUGCCGUCUCCAAGAUCCUCAUGGCGCUGUACCAGGACGAUGUGCUCGACGAGGACGUUGCCAAGCAGUGGGGCACCCACGUCUCGAAGAAGUUUGUCCCCAAGGACGUCUCGAAGAAGGUCCGCAAGAACGCCGACGCCUUCCUCAAGUGGCUUGACGAGGCCGACGAGUCGGACUCGGAGUAA
This is a messenger RNA of Trichosporon asahii var. asahii CBS 2479, 1089 nucleotides long. Its product is annotated as translation initiation factor. Lineage: Eukaryota; Fungi; Basidiomycota; Tremellomycetes; Trichosporonales; Trichosporonaceae. The record is from RefSeq and is a predicted model, not a curated record. Gene Ontology annotation, cellular component: cytosol. Gene Ontology annotation, biological process: formation of translation preinitiation complex; formation of cytoplasmic translation initiation complex; translational initiation. The coding region runs from base 1 to 1089 and encodes 362 amino acids. The transcript has a single exon. Gene Ontology annotation, molecular function: translation initiation factor activity; GDP-dissociation inhibitor activity; eukaryotic initiation factor eIF2 binding.